Marasmius oreades (fairy-ring Marasmius) is the source of this 1646-nucleotide messenger RNA. RefSeq lists its product as uncharacterized. The transcript is spliced from 9 exons. Bases 25 to 1494 code for a protein of 489 amino acids. Lineage: Eukaryota; Fungi; Basidiomycota; Agaricomycetes; Agaricales; Marasmiaceae. The record is from RefSeq and is a predicted model, not a curated record.
CUUCUCUCCACUUUCUUACUCAAAAUGAGCUUCUUUCAAGGGGCCAAUGGGGUCUCGAUUGGACAGGGCACGUUCAAUGUGGUUACGGGAAAUCAGACAAACAAUAAUAAUAUCUACAAUCACUAUAUUGCUGAGCGGCAGAAGAAGAAACGUAGGAUAUAUGAUGAGUUUCCUGAUAUCCAACGUGGACUUGUCCACAGACUCAAGGACGUUGAUCACAAAGAUGGUUUGUUUCACUGGAACUUCGGGUCUCACAAAUACGAAGUAGAGUUUAAGGUCGAGAGAACAAUUAGUACCGCCAAAAUCCACGGUGACAGCUCCACCUUUACCGUGGUGUCGUAUAAAGGGCAGGAUGCGCAAAAGGCGUGGGAAAAGGAGUUUCGACGGUUCUCUGAGACCACAAAUACAACGAAGAUGCAAUUGUUCGGAAUUAACCGGUCAAGAAUACCUCUGCUAAUAUUCUAUGGAGAGCUUCUGCCUCUCGACCAUUUUUGGGAUGAGCUCGGAGAUUUUGGGCUAGCUUAUGCACGGACAUUGUCGGACAACAUGAACUGGGGAGAAUCUGAGAUUUGGAUAGAUCCCGCGCAAGGAACUCUUGUUCGUGGAGUAAAGGGGCCUGGUUGCGACCUAACUGGUGUCCCACUUACUGAUGAACCGCUGCCAUCAAGCGUCGAACUUCUUCUCAACGAAGACGUUUACUUCCGCUUCUUCUCUCGGUUCCCAUUGGAUAAGGAAUUGGACAGACGCACCAUUCAUGUGAUUGAGGGUAUUUCUACCAGGGAAGAAAGGGGGCCUCUGAUUAAUAUCAACCAACCGUUCGUCUUUUCUAGUAAGACGAAUUUCAUAAUCACAAUCGAAAGUGGAGUUUUCUGGUAUGGGGAUGGGGUACUUGGCUCGCGAGUAUGUAUGCCAGAUGGAAGAACAAGAUUCACUCUCGAGGAAGAAUGCGCCCCCUGUUUAUUCUUAGACUCAUUUUGCCCGAUUGCCUGGCUCUCACAGGCUUCGAGUGUCUUUCUUAGACUCGGAAUAUCGUUGGAUGAAGAGCUCUGGUCUUCCAAGCUCAUUGUGCCAGUGGUCAACUUGAGAGGAUCAAUCGAGAACUCUAGCAUCAAACAGCAACGACGCUCAGAACAUCCACCCAUCUACCUCUUCCGUCCGCUCCCUCCAUUUCCGCUACUCGGAGAUGAUUCAGUCCUGUCCACCCACACCUGGUCUCAUGACAAAAAUGGAGAAACACCCUUCGCACACCAUCAUUGCGAGUAUCUUGGUCUACCCACCAAGCUUUACGAGAGAUCCUUCUCAACCCACACAUAUCGCUGGUCCAGCUCGACGUACAAACGUAUCCACAAAUGGCAGAUUGCAAGAGGCUUCGAUCCAACCACAGCCGACUUCGCACGUUACCUUGAACAUCCCAUAUACAAAGUUCUGCCAGAGUCAGAGGCAGGCCGGUUCGAAGAGCUGAACAUGGUUGGACCAAUGCUCGAUUCGCUUUGAAGGCUUUUCCACUGCGAGCGCAUCAAUUGCAUAUACGAAUGUGGACUAAAAAAAUCCUUGAUAUAUCAUAUUGAAAUUCCCGGUAUCACAAGUGGCCAUUUCUACUCAAGUUUAUGUUAUUUUUUGGUACCAAUACUUGCCCCUUGUCAAAU